Molecule: messenger RNA, 4281 nt
Organism: Thalassophryne amazonica
Lineage: Eukaryota; Metazoa; Chordata; Actinopteri; Batrachoidiformes; Batrachoididae
Gene: bcat2
Product: branched chain amino-acid transaminase 2, mitochondrial
Exons: 11
Coding region: 156-1328 (390 amino acids)
Biological process (GO): L-leucine biosynthetic process; L-valine biosynthetic process
Cellular component (GO): mitochondrion
Molecular function (GO): branched-chain-amino-acid:2-oxoglutarate transaminase activity
Source: RefSeq, a predicted model, not a curated record
GCUCCCAUUAGUAUUUUGCCGUCAUUGUUGUUUGUUUUGAUACAGUUGUUAUCCACAAAAAGAAUUAUAGACGGUUGUCGUCAGAGUUGGAGGCGGAACUUUGAUGUGAGGGUUUGUUGCGAGUCGAGCAGAUUUUUUGUGGUCGUGACGCGGAGAUGGCAGCGCUUCGAGCGGCAUUGCAGGGGCGAUUUGUUCAGGCCUUCCUGUUUUCCUUCAAGUCACUGCGGCUUGCAAGUUCCUUCAAGGCAGCGGAUCUCAGCGUUGAACGCUGCACAGAAUGCAAGCCCAAGCCCGACCCCACCACCUUGGUGUUUGGCAAACAGUUCUCCGAUCACAUGCUGACCGUCAACUGGUCGCAGCAGAGUGGCUGGGAGGCGCCGGAGAUCAAACCCUUCCAGAACCUGUCGCUGCACCCCGCCAGCUCCGCCCUGCACUACUCCAUCGAGCUGUUUGAAGGAAUGAAGGCGUUCCGGGGCGUGGAUAACCACAUUCGUCUGUUCAGACCCAUGCUGAACAUGGAGAGGAUGCAUCGCUCCGCCGCCAGAAGCUGUCUCCCCUUGUUUGACAAAGCUGAGCUGCUGCAGUGCAUCAGGAAGCUGGUGGAGAUUGACCAGGAGUGGGUUCCUUACUCACUGGAUGCCAGCCUCUACAUCCGACCCACCUUCAUAGGAACUGAGCCCUCCCUUGGUGUGACUCGGGCAGGAAAGGCCAUGCUCUAUGUCAUUAUCGGCCCCGUGGGCCCCUACUUUGCCACAGGGUCCUUCAACCCCGUUUCUCUCCUGGCGGACCCGCAGUUUGUCAGAGCAUGGAAAGGAGGGGUCGGGGCCUAUAAGAUGGGAGGUAACUACGGUCCUACGAUCGCAGUGCAGAAUGAGGCUGUGUCCAGAGGCUGCCAGCAGGUCCUCUGGCUGUACGGAGAGCAGGAGGAGAUCACCGAGGUCGGAACCAUGAACCUCUUUAUCUACUGGACCAAUAAGGAAGGAGAGAAAGAGUUAGUGACCCCACCUCUGGAUGGCCUCAUUCUUCCCGGAGUCACCAGACAGUCUCUGCUGGACCUGGCCAGAACCUGGGGUGAAUUUAAGGUGACCGAGCGCACUGUGACCAUGAAGGAGAUGCUGGAGGCUCUGAAUGCCGGGAGAGUCCUGGAGGUGUUUGGAGCAGGAACCGCGUGCGUUGUCUGUCCCGUUGGCAGCCUCUUUUACCAGGAAAAGGUGUACCAGAUACCUACUAUGGAGAACGGACCAGACCUGGCCAUACGGUUCUACAAAGAACUUACUGAUAUUCAGUACGGGCGAACGCCAAGUGAUUGGGCACCAGUGGUCGUUUAGACGGCCAUUUGCACAUGCAAGAUGCAUCAACGGUUUGUCCACUGAGUUCAGUUUGGACAAACAGCAACACCACUUCAUCAUGACUAAUGCACUCCUACUAACUCUCUCCAGCCCGAGGAGACAGACGUUUGUCCACAUCGGUCCUCUCAGGCAGCUGUGGCUGAAGGUCUUUUCUCUGUGGACACUGAGGGGAAUCAGGUCAGUGAUUUGAACAUAGCCGUUCACUGUCGAGAACCAUUGCCGGGUCACGUCGCUGGACUGAGGUUCGUCUUAACAACGUUACAUUUACAAAUCACAGAACAAAACAGGAUGAAAAUGAUCAACAGAAUAGAGUCAUGAUGUUUUUUUUAUAUUUGUAUUAUUAAAUAUUUAAGUAGAGCGUUCUGCCUUCUUAAGGGGCACUCUGGGAUUUUUUCAACCUCUCUUCUAUUAGAUGUUUUUUUUUUUUUGGUUCAAUUUUCCAAUCUGGACAAAAAGCUUGAAUAUUGUUCCAGUAUUGAGCUAGGAUGCUAACAACGUCAAGAGCUAAACAGCUGUACAAUGUAAAGGUGAAAGCUGAAAAAUGCUUUAAAAAAAAACAUGCUCUGUACCUCUACUGAACACGCAAAAAUGUCGAUAGACGUGUUUGUUAGCAGGGAGACAUUCCUACAGAGGUACACGUGCAGGGUUGGGUAUUAAUGUAUUAUUUGUAUUCUGGAUUACAUAAUCACAAAAUUAGUAACUAUAGUUAGGCCAUAUUACAUUGAGAAAUUAUGUAACCAGAUUAUCGUUAUGGGGUCGAGGAUUACUUGAUUACAUUUUCAUGAUUAAAACAUAUUAAUUGUAAAACUGUGAAACAAAUGCCGUUAACUCAACCAGCAGUGAACUAGAACCAUGUAGCCGCUCGCAGUCAGGCUUUUUGUUUUGUUUGUUUGUUUGUUUGUUUGUUUUUUAAGGCUAAUUCCAAAUCCAUUUCUAAUGCUUUUGCAAUUCUAAUUGCAAUGCUUGGAAGUAGAAGAAGAAAAUCCUCACGAGAUGGAACACUCAAGCAACAGCAGCAGUCCGUCUGUGGUACGGGGGGGGGGUUCCAAAAUGUGCACCGGAAGAACUUAAAGAAUGAGUGCAGUUUGUGGCAAAGAUAUGUGUGUAUAUAAGGUACAAGGUUGUUUUAAUUUAUAGUACUAGAGCGCUUGGCAAAAUUCUCUUAUACCUGCAUUAAUGGUAAAUGUCCACCAGGUGGCAAUAUUGCUCCGUUUCAAGAACCUUGGGACUUGACAACCAUUCUUCAAAGAUAAUUUAUGAGAUUUAAAAGAAACAGUAACAUCUGUGGUUGUAUCCAUUUUUAGUAUAAUUUUAAGUGGAGUGGAGAGCUGUGGCACCAAACAAGAAGAAGGCUAAGCUAUAGUCACUGCCUGUACAGUCAUUUUAAAAGUUUUUUACAUUUAUUGUAAUAAACAUGCACAUGUACCUUCGUAGAGAUCCUCUACGUACUACCAGACACGUCUAGUGACCUUUUAGCUGACUCAAUGGCAUCAAUAAACAGGGAUGUUGCCCCAUAGGUUUACAUUCUACCGCUGUUUUAGCAUUCUAAACUGAUUCCACACCCAUGGUCAGUGUUUUGUUUUGAUUUGUCCUGAAUGGAAAAGUGUAAGCCAAAAACAUCUGCUAAUAUAAGCAACAGGUUGGUCCUUGUCGUGUCCCACAGCAGCCUGUGCUCAAGGUGCUUGAAAUGGAGCAGUAGGUCCAUCUGGUGGACAUUUAUGUUUAAUGUAGGCACAAUAGAGUUUCCCCAAGAGCGUUCAUCUAACAAUAAGGCCCAGGUUGAACAAUUCCAGAGUUCCCCUUUAAGUGCAGAAAAGUUUCAUUUGUAGCCUAAGAAAAUAAAUAAAUAAAUUAAGGUAUAACAGUAGAAAUAUUUAAAAUACUAAAACAUCUCAUGGAAUUUCACAUGAAUUUACACAAUACUAAGAAUCUGUUAUUAUCUGUGCUAUUAGGAACAAAGUGUCACGUUUCCUCGCAACAUGUUAGAAAACCUGUCAAAAUGUAUGUGUGUUACCAUCGUGUGUGUAACGACCUGAGAACUUAAAUGUAACUGGAGUCGUGUUACUUUGAUACAAGAUGUGAAGUUGGGACUGUUGCUGGAGUACGCCUGUUUCUCUUCUUUUUAUGUUUAAUUUGCAGAAAUAAAAACAGCUAACAUCUGAAGUCAGACUUGAGGUUAACAAGGCAGGUCGUGCACGAAAAGGUGUGUGACAGGAAGCUGUACUGGUUUGUUUUGAAUCACUAUCAAAGAAACGGCGACAUCGUCGUCGUUUAGGGUUUUAAUUUGUGUGUGUGUGUGUUUUUUUUUUCUCUUUGUUGUGUUGGUAGUGAAUUGGACCGACUGUCUUCCAAACUGUUUGUGUUCUGCGUGUUGUUCACUGUAAACUUCCCCGGUUGCUUUUCCUCCCAAAUGUACCCAAUCGUUGUAAUAUUUCACACGGUGUCGCCGCCACAGUUUGUGCCUGAGUGGAUUAGCUCAUCCUGUGGAUCCUGAAGCUGGGUUUUUGUGCACUAGGGGUGAAUGCUGGAUUCUUUUAAGUCAGUGGUUCCCAAACGUAUUCCUGCCAGACUUCAUUAAAUUCCAGUUUUGAAUCAGCUGUACUUAGAAAUCCAGGGUUUUAUUAGUAUGAUUCUUUUUCUUCUUCUUAUUAUUAUUAAUGUGGCAGUUUUUAGACACCAAACAUUCUACAUUAAACAGCAAACCUGCGAGUGGACCUGAUGCACUUUUGGCGCGUUUGUACGACGAGAAUCUCGAUUGCAUUUGACAUGUUAUUUCUUCCUCACGUGAAACUGUUCAGGUUUUUGCUGCCUCACGUUUUUGUCGUUUUGGGAACCGCUGCUUCAAGCUGAUGCGAGUUUAGUUUUUAAGGUGCUGUUACGUUCUCUGUUGUUACAUUGUUUUUCAAUAAACCUGAUCUCUUGUUACUGCCAA